Molecule: messenger RNA, 3383 nt
Organism: Rotaria sp. Silwood1
Lineage: Eukaryota; Metazoa; Rotifera; Eurotatoria; Philodinida; Philodinidae
Source: the annotation of a GenBank genome assembly
AUGCAAUGGAAGAAGGGUAGUCAGUAUGGAAGAGUAGUUGCUGGUGGCAAUGGCAAAGGAAGUCGUCCGGAUCAAUUAUAUAAUCCAACUGAUGUAGUGUUUGACAAAGAGACAAACAGUGUCAUUAUUUGUGAUCGAACGAAUGAACGAAUCCAACAAUGGUCUCUUCUUAGUGACACAACACAAGGAGAAACUCUUAUCAGCAAUAUUGAUUGUUGGGGUCUAGCUAUGGAUAAUCAGCGAUAUCUCUACGUCUCUGUUCACAUGCCAUCGCAAGUUAGACGAUAUCGAAUUGGUGAAACGAAUGGUACUAUUGUAGCUGGUGGUGGCACGCGGGGUUCUAAUCUUGAUCAACUCGCUUGGCCGUAUUAUCUCUUUGUCGAUCAAGCGCUGAAUGUUUACGUAUCAGACGGUGGAAAUCAUCGUGUAGUGAAAUGGAGUCAAGGUGCAAAGGCAGGAAUUGUCGUUGCGGGUGGCUAUGAGUCUGGAAAUGCUUUGAUACAAUUGUCAGGCCCUAGAGGAAUCGCCAUCGAUACAUUGGAUAAUCUCUAUGUAUCGGACUCUGACAAUCAUCGAAUAAUGCGUUGGUUUAAAGGAGCAAAAAAAAGCGCUAUAGUUUUGGGUGGAAAUGAUUUUGGAGUCUCACCGAGGCAGUUAUACAGACCUCAGGAUAUAUCUUUCGAUCGACGCGGCAAUCUUUAUGUAGUUGAUAGACAAAAUCACCGCAUUCAACAAUUUACUCUCCAACAGAAUCAGGAUAAUCAGACGAAUUUUCUUUUUCGUUCUUUCAAAUAAAUAAAAUUGAUUGAAGAGGGAUUUAGUUUUCCAUUUCCUUUUCAUAUUCAUGCGUGUGUGAACAAGAAUCGUCCAGAUGAAAUUUUAACGAGUCUGAGACUCGCGAACGUUCAAGCACAGACAUUCUCGUUGUACUUCUUAAUAAUUUCCGAUGAGUUUUCUAAAAAAACUAGUUUUUAUGUCAGAGACAACAAUAUGAUUGAUGAUUGAACUUUUAGAAAGCGUUUCAAAGUCGAGCAAGAUAGCAUGUAACUUAGCUGCUUUCAUUCGUUUUCGUUUCUCUUUUUUGUAACGCAAUGAGGUUUUUCUAGUACAUACCGAUUUUUUGAAAAAAUAACAAUUUUUGUAGGAACCCUACAUUGUUUCUGAUAAGACGGGCAGGUUGUAAACGUUUAAUGAAUUUUUUUGUGUAAAGUGGGAAACGUUGCGGAGAGUUUAAAGAAUUCUGUAAGGUAAGAAAUAGUUCUAAAUGUUUAAGAUGAUUCUGUUGUCGUAUUGUUUCUUUAUAUUCUGAACCUUUUUGGUGUAGGGUGUGGGUGUGAAUGUGCAUUUACCUGAUGAGUUUCCCAGACCCAUAUACGCACACGCAUAGCCCGACCCGUUUAUAUCCACACCCAAUGCAACACUCACCUACACCCUACGGCCACAUCCAAAGAAUAUAGUUUUUGUAUCAAUAUUGGAGAAGUCAACACUUAAGAUAUUUAUGUUCACCUAUAUCCGCUGAAAUAUUAGUUACCUAAAUUUAAGAAACUUAGGAUAAAAUCAACUGUUCUAGAAAGGUUCGGAAUAUAAAGAAGGAAUACUGCAUGGAACUAUCAUGAAGAUUUAGAACUAUUUCUUGCCUAACUGAAUUCUUUAAACUAUCCAAAACGUUAACAACUUUACCCAACAGAUUCAUAAAACCUUUAAAACGUGACCAUGUUAUCUAAACGAAUAUAGGAUCUCUUGUGACAUUUUUAUUGUUUCGGAAAUAGGUAUAGUUGGAUGGAAAAGUGUCGAAGCAAAAAAGAAAUGAGAAAAAACUAUCAAAGUAAUUUUGUCCAAAUAAAAAAAAUAUCGAAAAUUUCAAGGUGAGCUCAUCAAACAAUAUUGAUUGUCUUUCAUACAAAAUUUUCUUUGUAACUCUCAGGAUUAGCAAAUAUAUCUAUUCGGCAUAUGCUGUUGUCAGUGAGCAUUCUAGAACACGUAAAAUAUAUUUAAGAAAACUUAUUUUAACAACAAACACAGCUUUAGUAUGGUUUUCUAUUCCCAUACAUAUGCCACUUGAUUGCAGGAAUAUAAAUACAAUCCAAAACUUUCAUCAUUACUAUAUUUGGUUGAUAAUGACUCAACAUUUCAGUAUUCGAGUCAAUAGAGGUGCUUCAUGUUGACCUAACCUAACUUUAAUUGAUGUCAUUUAAGCAUGAAUUCAUAUGUUAAAUGAACGAUACAACAACCAAGAAAUCAACAUCCAGAACUUAUUAAAUAUUUUAUAAUUUUGUGGAACUCACGUAUGCUUUCGAAGAAAAUAGUGAGUGUAAGUUUUAAGUCGAGGUUUCGUGGCUUCCCCCCCCCCCCCCCCCCCACCUCAUUACAGACACAUAGUAACGGGAAACAGAACAUUACAGACAUACCCCCCAUUACAGACAACCACCCAUUACAGACAUACUCCCCAUUACAGACACCCCAUUACAGACCUCAGCGACCGGGCAUAAAAAACUUCAACUUCAUUUAACAAUAAAAAGAGAGUUGAACAGUAUAAAGAAUACGAGUUUGACUGUCAUACAAUAUUUCAAUGUUUUCAUAAAAAAUGGAAAAAAAUUAAUAUCAAUUUGUUAGAGUUCCUAAUAAUGUAAUCACUGGUUAUUUUUCAAAAAUUAAAAUGUGCACGUAAAAAAUCAACAAUAAACCAUAAUAAUAGGUAUUGAUCUAUCAUACCGAUUGUAUAAUCGAUGUGACAAACACGAUCCAACCUUUUUGUCAACGUCAGACGUAUACCAUAUCACCAUUAUAUGGAUGAAAUAAUUAAUAAUGAUGAAAAAAAAGUAAUUUCAAAUGAAAAAAAUUGAUUAUUAUUGAGUGUAUAGUAAGAAUAAUAAAAAAAAGAUCGGGCUCGCUUCAACGAAAAAGAGAGUUGCAAUUUUAAAUGUAGAAAUUAAAUGAUCAACUAUUUUUCUUGUCAGCAAUUAUUUACAAAAAAAAACCUAUAGUCGAUAAAAAAGUCUUCAGUUUACAGAUGACGUAUUAAAAUAACAAGUUUGAAGGAUAUACGUGAGUUUCACAUUUUACCUCCAAAGCAGCUGCGCUGACAAGCUUUUUUUCUAACGAAGAAAAUCAAGUGUUGUAUUAAAACUCUUGUCAAACUUAAUUUCUUUUCACGAUUAAUCUUAAUUAUUUACGCAUAUCUAUUUUGCCGUGUUGAAUAAAAUAUAUUUCUCAUUCUUCCGAUGCAGAGCAAAGAAACUCGUUGUUCCACAUUUCUUCCAAAUCCCAUUUUAUAUUUCGACAUUGUUUUCCCACUUCUUUUCCGUCGAUAUUUUUUUCGACAUAUGUCUCUUCGGACUCAAUCAAACACACUGCCGAUAGGCAUUAAAAAACCUCACCGCGUU